Molecule: messenger RNA, 2510 nt
Organism: Lates calcarifer (barramundi perch)
Lineage: Eukaryota; Metazoa; Chordata; Actinopteri; Centropomidae
Gene: colgalt2b
Product: collagen beta(1-O)galactosyltransferase 2b
Exons: 13
Coding region: 140-1987 (615 amino acids)
Molecular function (GO): procollagen galactosyltransferase activity
Source: RefSeq, a predicted model, not a curated record
GGAGAGAGAGCGAGGAAGAGACGGAUGUUGCCCGUUAACCUCAGACAGGAAUAUGGGCAAGAAAAUGUUCUUUCCACCCUGACUCUCCAGCACUCCGGGUCCAGGUCAGAAGAAUCGUGGCAGAAUCGUCAAAGCGAAGAUGCGGUCGGUCGGGGCCGUGGGAGUCGGUGUGCUGUGGGCGCUGCUGGCCGCCCUUGUGCCCGGCGGCGCGUCGGAGCUGGCGACGCUGGUGCAGGAGCAGGUCAGGCCCGAGUCCACCCUUCUGAAGCCAAAGGUUAUGAUCGCCAUCGUGGCUCGUAACGCGGCGCACAGCCUGCCGCACUACCUGGGUUGCAUCGAGAGGCUGGAGUACCCGAAGGAGCGCAUAGCGAUCUGGGCGGCAACAGACCAUAAUGUGGACAACACCACUGCUAUGUUGAGAGAAUGGCUAAAGAGAGCUCAGCGUAUCUACCAUUACGUGGAGUGGAGACCCAUGGAGGAGCCGAGGUCCUACACAGAUGAAUGGGGUCCAAAGCACUGGCCUCCCUCUAGGUUCAACCAUGUGAUGAAGCUGAGACAGGCGGCGCUCAAAGCUGCCAGGGAACGAUGGGCUGACUACAUACUGUUUGUAGACAGUGACAAUCUGUUGACGAACCCUCGUGUGCUGAACCUGAUGAUGGCUGAGAACUUGACCCUGGUGGCUCCCAUGUUAGAGUCUCGCUCUCUCUACUCCAACUUCUGGUGUGGCAUCACCCCACAGGGUUACUAUAGGCGAACCCCAGACUACCAGCCGAUCAGGGAGUGGAAGCGGCUCGGCUGCUUCCCUGUUCCCAUGGUGCACAGCACCUUCCUUUUAGACCUGCGUCGUGAAUCCAGCAGGGACCUGGCUUUCUACCCCCCUCACCCAGAUUACAGCUGGGCAUUCGAUGACAUCAUGGUGUUUGCUUUCUCAGCACGUCAAGCAGGUGUGCAGAUGUAUGUGUGUAACAGAGAACACUACGGUUUCCUGCCUGUCCCUCUCAAGGCACAGCAAAGCGUGGAAGAUGAAAGUGAGAGUUUCAUACACACCAUUACGGAGGCUUUGAUUGACCACGACAUUGAGCCCUCUGAGCACCUGUACUCUUCGCCUUCACCGCAGGACAAGAUGGGCUUUGAUGAAAUUGUCCUGAUCAACCUGAAGCGCCGGCUGGACAGAAGAACCAGGAUGUUGAAAACAAUGGCCUCGCUGGGUAUACAUGUGACGCUGAUAGACGCAGUGGACGGCAAGGCUCUGAAUACAUCACAGCUGCAGGCGUUGGGAAUAGAGAUGAUGCCGGGCUACAAGGAUCCUUACUCUGGUCGAGUCCUGACCAGAGGGGAGAUUGGUUGCUUCCUCAGCCAUCACUCUAUAUGGAUACAGGUGAUAGAGCGCGGCCUCCAGAAAGUUCUUGUUUUGGAGGACGACGUGAGGUUUGAGCCCUGGUUUAAACGACGGCUACAGGCCAUAAUGGAUGAUGUUGGCAAAGCCCAGCUGGACUGGGACCUCAUCUAUGUGGGGCGUAAGCGUAUGCAGGUGCAGCAGCCGGAGCAGUCGGUGGAAGGUGUGGAUAACCUGGUCGAGGCAGACUACUCCUACUGGACGCUCGGCUACGCGCUGUCACAGCAAGGAGCCAGAAAGCUGCUGGCUGCGCAGCCGUUCUCGAGGAUGCUGCCUGUGGACGAGUUCCUGCCGGUCAUGUUCAACAAACACCCCAAUACUGAGUACAUGUCUCACUUUGAGCCCCGGGACCUGAAGGCCUUCUCUGUGGAGCCGCUGCUCAUCUAUCCCACCCACUACACCGGAGAGCCGGGCUACAUCAGCGACACUGAGACCUCCACCAUCUGGGAUGACGAGGCUGUGGCCACAGACUGGGACCGGCAGCACGCCCGCAAGACAGCCCAGCAGGGUCGCAUCCGCCCCGUGGCACAGAACAGCGUCACCGGAGACUCGCCGCCUCCUGCGGCUCGAGCAUCACGUGACGAACUCUGAUACCAGAGACCCAGAGACUCAUGAGGAGAAAGACUCGUGUUUUACGGACAUGCCGUGUACACACAGUGAAUGUCGUGUGCACACACUUGAAAAGACACUUGAACUACAAGCUGAGAUACUGUAUAUGCAUUUACACUCUCACAUAUACACACACACACACGGGUAUCGGGUAAGAAGAAUUGAGAUGUCAGUCUAAUCUACUGGCUGAUGAGGGGACGCUGAGGAGAGGAGGAAGAGGAGGAAGAGCAGAAUCUGGGACGAGGGCCCUCCCGGCCUUUGACAAAAGCUUUAUUUAUUCCCCAUGUGCCUCCUCUGGCCAUGUGGAGACAGUUAUGGCCUGAGAAAACUAAAGCAACACAUGCAAGACAGCUAACAUCGUCUGCUGACGUGAAACUAGAAAAAAAUAUUCUCACAAAUCAACUUUUCUAUUGUCUAAAAAGAUUAUUGUUAUUUAAAAAGAACAGAUGUGUUUUUUUAAUGGACAGCCGAGGAAUAAAGGAAUCUUAACGCUGUCUGACAACAA